UGAUUGGUGGUCGGGAUUUUUGUACACCAAAGCAACAUCUGUGGGGAUACUGCCUUGGCCUUUGGGAAUGAAACAGCAAGAGAGUGGACAAAGAAAUGCAAUGGAACAAUGCAGAGUGGGUAGCAGUAUACCAAAAAUUGCUGUGUGAAAGAGACAGUAUGGGAAAUUGCUGUCAGGUAGCUUUGUGAUGAGUAGACUUUGGGGUAGUGAAAGAAUUCUAGUCUCAUUUCUACUAAGGUGGAGUAUAGGAGGGAGUGAAGGAAAUCCCCAGGAAUAGUGUGGUCCAGCAGGGAAGAAAUAGGCGGGAAGAAACAAUCCAAGGUUUCUACCAAGUUAUUGCCAGACUUAGGUCAUGAGAAGUACUUCCAGCAGGGUUCUGCAGGCACUGAAGGUCUGCCUAGAGCGCAGCGUUCUCACAAGUAACGCCAGCUUCUGAGCAGAACAGUGCUGUGUGGUAUGCCUCUACAGCUAACAGCAGCUGUGCCUCCAACAGGAAUAGUGAUCAGCGUUUCUCUUCUGUAGGCAUUGUGCACAGAAAUAAGAUGUAUUAUGAAUUUAAUUCAACAACGUGGUUAAAAUCUAUGCUUUUUUAUGGCAUUAUUUAUGAAAAGUCCUUCUAAAUUAUGACUUCUGCAUUUAUCCCUCCCGUGCUUCAACUGCUGCUAAAUGGACAACAGCCGGCUAGCUUCCGAUCGCAGUCAGCAUACAAAACAUGUACCAUUUUAAUCCAUGUGCUUUUUAGAAGCUGCUGGUGUAGUACUCAGAAUCGAGGGGUUUGUGUUCUGUAUUCAACAGCGUGAGCCCCGUGGUCACCUAGAGCGUGAGCUGCCAUUGAUAGUGUAACACUGUUUUUGCAACCUCUUAGCUAGACCACAGCUUGUAAAUAAAUCAGAUUUCUUUGAGAUUAGGCUGACUUCUUUCACCACAGGAUGAAAUCGCUUCUGCACGUACUAAUUCUGAAUUUCACUAAUUCCUAGCAAUUGUAGCAGCAGCACGGUGUCCUUCUGGUAAUUAUGGCAGACAAGCCGAACAGAUUGCAUUUGGCUAAAGAUCUUUAAGGCUUCUUGUCAGUGUUACUGGACUGAGAUGGCAGUUCCAAGUUGGUGUGGUUUUAAGGGUUAGUAACACUGGUCGUGUUCUGAAACUGUUGCUUAAUGACUGAACUAACAGAGUAACUGUUCAUUAACUUUUGUUCAUUAACUCCUCAGGCAGGGGACACAAUUCCUGAAGUUGCCACGUGUGGGACAGAAAUGGUGCCACCUAGCUUCAUCCUUCCCUACAGCUAAUACAGAGCAAUGGCACGGCUCUGGAACUGUGCUGUAUGAAUUGCCGAUGUAUUUGGCUGAAAAUGACUACAUAAACUAUUGCUUGCAUAGUUCUAACAUCAAAAUAGGGCUUCAGUUGCCAAUGCAAGGCUUGACCCUGCAUGCCAAAGCAGAAUCUUUAUCUAAUGGUAAAAAAUCAAACUAUUAACUUAAAGCUAGUGAGCUAGCUCUUGUUUUAAGUGUCAGACCAAAAGCACAUAAACACCUGUUUUUUUUAUGCUCACUGCUAGAAGCUUUGAAUUAUUGCUAGUAGUUGGACAUUGCCUUCUAGUACAUGUGAUAUGAUCAGUGAUAUGACCCUAGUUAAUCAAGUCCUAACCUAGUGUCUGGCAAUAAUUGAGUUUAGAGGGAUUUUAGGGCAAAGCUGAUGUGCAUUGCUAUGAUAAAAUAGCUAAUCUUAGCCUGCUAGUUGUGAAGGACUGUAACUCGAACAGUUUGUAAAAUACUGAGGUAAGAGUAUGUGAACUUUAUCUCACUGUCUGCUGGGACCACUGUUCCCUAAGACGCGAUGCUAUUUAUGGACUGCCAGAGCAAAAUCGUUUCAGUCCUCGAAGGUAAGUUGCGCAGUACUGCAAAAAAAGGAACGUUGUUACUCCCUCACGUUGGUGACCUGAUUGCUGACCACAUCACAGAGACGGCGAAAAGUUCUGUUACUCCGAAGUACAUGUGACAACAGGCCAGUGGUGAUACCUCACUAACAUACGUCGUAGACACCACUCUUCAGUGCUUUGGUAUUUAACGUCUGAAUAUAGUAUGUCUUAUGUAAUUCUUCCUUAUUUUGUAGUGCUUUUGAGUACAAAGGGCCCUGUGUGUGAAGUGUACAGCUCCACCAGCCCUGGUCUCUGCUCUGCUGAAGGCCAGCUUAGGCAUUUGGUGUGGGGUUUGGGUUUUUUGCACACCUGAGCCUUGCCUGCAAACGUACCUGCCCUGGGGCUGGGGCUGGGCUGCUUCAUCCCUGGCGGCUGCCGGUGCCCGGGGGUCUGGAGGAAUAAAUCACUGGUUUUGAGAUCGGGCUGUUGUAUCGAGGUGUGUUUCCAAACGGCAGCAAUCCCUCCCGCGGCAGGGCCGGGGCCGCUCCCGCCACGCAGCCCACCGGGACCCCCGGAAGGCGGAGCGGCUGCCGGCGGGCGCCGUGCCGGGGCGGGGGCGCUGGGAGCGGCCGGCCCCGCUGAGCGCUGCGGGAGCGGGGCCUGUCCGCCGCCCCCCGCCAUGGCAACGCCGUCCGCACCCCAGGAGGCCGCUUCCGCUGCCGUGGCGGCCCGGCCCCGCCCCCAGCCCGGCCGGCGGGUCCCGCCCGAGUCCCGCCCCCAGCUGUUACUCAUGGCCGUUGGUCGCGCGGGGGCGCCCGCGCAGUCGUGCUGCCUGAGGGCCGUGGGGCGGCCGCCAGCCUCCGCGCCGGGGGGGGUUUCGGGGGGCUCGGGCGGGCUCUGCCGGCCGCUGGCCUUCCCGCCCUGCCGUUGCUUGGGGUAGACCACCGGCGGGGAGGUGUCGGAGGGCCGAGUAAUCACAAACAGACGGCAUUCACCGGCUUAACGAGCCGCCCCCGUGAGGGGUGGUAGGGAGCCCCAGGAUGGCUGUCCGCGGUGUCCAAAUCCAGGAUUUUCCUAUAUAAAACCGGUAGAAAUGAGGAAGCUAAAUGAAGACCAACUAAAUUCUAAAAUGUAACACCUCAUCCUUUUUAUUUGUUUGGGUUUUUUUGUUUUGGCUUUUGUUUAACUGAUAAACAUGGUUUGGUAGAUGAGAAUAUUUUUAUUCAAAGUUUUCCAAAUUCUUGGCAACUUACAAUACUGCUAAUGAAGCAAUUAUGGACAAAACGGCUAAAGCUGAUGUUACGACAUUUUAAAUGCUGUAAUGAGCCUCAUGUAGCAAGAUCCACACUUAAUGGAGGGAGGAAGAUACAAAAAACUCCACCUGAUUAAGUCAGAAAAAGGAAUGCAGGACAUUGAAAGACUUGCAUAGAGAGUUUAUCCCUAAAAUACAGAAAUCAUAAAGUUAUGAGGAUAUAUCCAUACAAACUUGUCUUGUAUAAAAUGUAUUAAUGCUUUACCGGAAGUUCCAGUCCUGUGAUACCUGGAUGCUUCCCUUUGAUUCGUGUUGGGGUCGCUGGUGCCUUCCUGACUCCACGACUGACCUUUUGGUCCUGAGGCAGCCCCCCAGCACAACCCCUUUUCUUUGCCCUCGUCUGGGCUGACGAGCCAAAAGCCCAGCACGUUUCUUCCCGUUCGGGCGUGGCUCAGCCUGCCGGCUGCCUCCACAGCUCUCCCUGGCUUCGUCCUGCGUCCUGCCUCGUUACCCUCACCACACGCCUCCAAAUGCCAUCAAGUCUGUUUUCUUUGUAAUCACUGCUGCUGUAGCUGGUGUUUCCCAUCAGCAUAGCCAAGUCACUGGCGAUGUAGCUGCCUGACUGCCAAUUUGCAAACAUGUCUCAGCGGGAAACUUUAAACACUUUUAAUCACCCUCAUACUUCCCCCUCCUACCAAAAACCAUGUACAUAGCUACUAUCUAUGUCAUGUAAAAAGCAUAAAUUAAAAUGUAUGGUAACCUGCUUCUCAUUCAGCCACAGGUUUGGCCUGUACGGUGCUACAGUAUUUCCCAGUAUUAGGCUUUGUUUGCACUGAUUCUCUGUACAGGGAUGCUUUGGUCCUGGGCUGUGGUUUCUCUGUCUAAACAAUGUGGUAGUCUAAGACCUCAACUUCCUACUGCAGAAAUUACAUGCUUUUGUAGGUGCUGGUUUGUCUUCUUAGCAACAGUAGUUGCAAGAAGCAGUAGAGAUGGAGUGAGCUGAGAAGCUGUCCUGCUCUAAUGACGUUUGCCUCUGAAAGAUGGUGGAUGAAGAUGCACUAUAAAAAGUGAGCUCAUAUAAUAAACACUUAUAUCCCGUUUAUUAGUUAAGCCACAGGUACGAUUACCACAGCUAAUUUCUAAAGGGAUUUCUAGUUUUGAAAUCGCAAUCACAUGUUUUAGUGGUAGGUUUGAAUUUCUCUAAGUGAAUUCAGUAAAGAUGAUGGGUAUCUACCUAUUUUCAUUUGUUCCUAGAAUGGAUCUUGGGUAUGAAAUAUGGUGUAGACUUUAGCAUACGGUCCAUUUUUUUCUAAAAUAUUUUAAAUAGCAGUGACUUGAGGAUGCAACACUUAAACAAUUCCUGGUUAGGAAUUUCUGAGACUUCCAUAAUUUUUUUGCAUUGUAGAAAAAAAAAAAAGACCCACUUACCAACAAUUUCCACUGGAAUCUGACCUGAGGCAGAAUCCCUCAAGAGAAUACAUAGCCCUAAGUUUAGAGCUGCUGCUCUUCUGUGCUGGGGAAAUCUGAAGAUUGUAGCUGCAAGUUAUGCACUGCUGGUAGCAAGGCCACCAUGCCAAGGCACUGGGCAGCUACAUGGGGCUCUGGCCCCCAGGAGGUUUGGUCAGCUGGAAGGGGGAUUCCAGGGGAGACAAGACUGUGUUUGCUUUUUCUCCUCUGAUGCAACUUGCAAAAGUUUCCCUUUGCAGGCUCUGUCUGAGCAACAUCUCUCAAAAUCUCCUAAUCAAGGAUGGAAGAUGAACUGCAAAACUCUCAAUUUACCUUGGGGAGCGUAGGUUGGCAGGAGGAAUGCCAUCCUACUUGUGGGAAGCUCAGCCGACAGAAAUGGAGACCCUGGAUCUGUUGAGGAAUUGUUUAGUGUGCAAAUGGGACCUACGGAGGAGAGAGCCCAGAAUGCUACCUUGCCUUCAUUCCUUCUGUAAGGACUGUCUUCCGGAUUUGAUUCAAGGAUAUAGCUGUAUUCCCACUGAGUAUGAAGUUCUAUAUGAAGGUAUCCUUUCCUGCCCUGUGUGCAAACAGACCUGCUUUGCAAGGGACGUAGUUGAAAAUUUCUUACUCAAGGACUUUCCCACUAGUAAUUCAGCUAUGGCAAAGAGCUGCUCCAUAUGUGAAGAGAAGAGAUCUGCUCACAGUCUCUGUACAAGCUGCAAUAAGUGGUUGUGCAGCUCAUGCACAGAGGAACACAGACAUGGCAAGGAAACUGGAGACCGCUUCCUGUCUGCAUCCCUGAAGGGCUGCACAGCAACUGAAGAUGAAGCAAGUGAGUUUUCCUUAUUUUGUCCAGCGCACACUCAAGAGCAACUCAAGCUGUUUUGUGAGACCUGCGAUACCCUUAUGUGUCGCAGCUGCCUUCUGACAGAGCAUAAGGAACACAGGUUCAGACAUCUUGAUGAAGCUUUGCAAAAUCAGAGAGUUAUCCUGGAAAAUGUCAUAACUAAAGCGGAAGAGAAAAGGAAUGGGAUUCAGGUCUCAGCUAAACAGAUUGAAGACAGGUUGCUUGAAGUAAAACAUUUAUACAAAACAGUAGAAAAUCAAAUAAAAAUGGCUAAGAUGGUUUUGAUGAAUGAAAUCAGUAAACGAACAAACAUCCUUCUUGAAGAACUUGAAAAAAUCAUCAGUCAAAGGAAGCAGAAACUGGAGCAACAACUGCAAGGUGUGGUGGUUUUAAGCAGACAGGUAGAACAUGUGCAGAACUUCAUCAGUUGGGCAGUGUGCAGUAAAAACAGCAUCCCAUUUCUCUUCAGUAAAGAACUGAUUGUAUUUCAGAUCCAGCGCUUGUUAGAGACAAACUGUAACACAGAUGUAGGCCCUCCUCUGAAGAUCAGAUUUACUUGGGAUCCCUCCUACUGGACUAAACAACUGUCCAAUUUGGGAGGUUUCACUGUGGAAGGUGGACAUAUUUCUCACUCAGAUGUGCUACUCUCUGGAAAUGUGCAAGGAUUACAGACCACCUUGUUUCAUGGGCACCAUUCACCAGCAUUACAGGUGGAGCCUGCGAGUAGUCAGCCACAUCAGUUUCCACCUGAAGUUCAGUGUUCUACGCCUGUGUGUUGCUCGCGCUGCCUCAGCGUACCUCAGCCAAACAAAGCUCAGCCUUCUCACCAAGACAUAAACAGCCAUCAGAAUUUUCGACAACCUCCUGAACUGCAUCAGCAGCACUUUCCUCUGCAGUACAGCAUGCAGCAACAUGACAAAGAGCAAAGGAGUUACCCCCAGCCUACGAAGCUAACACAGUCUGGGCUGGAACAGCAGUCACAGUCAGAGCCAGAUAAUGUGUCUGGAAGGCACUUACCAUCCCAGCAGCUGCAGCAGACUGCACCCCUGGGUUAUGCUGUUGUAUCACAUGAGGCUCAGCAAGUUCAUGCAAGCCAUCCACAGCCAUUCCGCACUCAGGCGUCUUUGCAGACAUCAGCUGUGCAAGUGCAACAUGGUCAUCUCCAGAAGAUAAAAUCUAACCACUUGCAGCAGGCACCACAGCAGCAGCAGCUGCCACCAGCAUCACCACCAUCAGGUCACAAUGAGAACACCCACAAACAAGUCAUCCAGCAGAGCCUGGACAUAAUGCACCACCAGUUUGAACUGGAGGAGAUGAAAAAGGAUCUGGAGCUUCUUCUGCAGGCUCAAGGACAGUCCAGCUUGCAGCUGAACCAAGCCAAGCCACCUCAGCAUGUUCAACAGACCAUAGUUGGUCAAAUUAACUACAUAGUGAGGCAGCCAGCCCCAGUUCAGCAACAAAUCCAAGAUGAAACACAAGUCUGUGAAAAUUCCACUGAACUUGAUGCCCAGAAGCCUGUAAUUCCUCUUGACAAAAGGGAUACUCCCUCCCUGUCACAGUCACUAGAUGAAGAAGCCAGUGUUGGCAGUCAAUCCUCUGAGAGCACGUUGCAACAAUCGGCUCUCCAUCCAGUGAGAAAGUGUUCGGCAUCCUUAAGCAUUGUGGGCUUUUCAAACGGUUUAGAAAUGGAAUUAUCUUCAACAAGGUUAUCUAGCUCGGCCGAUCCACAGGUGCAAGGUUCAGCUGCUGUAAUGCUUGGCCCACCCCGAAACGCCCUUUGUGACUGUGAUACUCCACCAGAGUCAGUGCCCAGCUACAGCUUGGCGUUGGGCAGAGCUCCAAGUGACCUGAGCCCUGGGGCUGCUGCUGGCCUCGCACCAGGUGAUGCACUGCAGGGCAGCACUAAGUGCAAGCUGGAAAAUGAAGACUUCAAUACUGUAGAUAAUCCUCUAGAAAACAGCUUGGCUACUGCUGGGCAAGACGUAGUUAAUGAAUUAACUCUUUCUAUGCAAAAAGUGCUGGAAGAACCUAUUAAUCUUUCGAUCAAGAAAUCUCAGCAUUGCACUUUUCCUUCUGAACUGCUCAGCAACACUUCUUUCCUGCCCAUGAAUGCCAAAAUGAGACAACUUAGAAGCAAAGAAGAUUCCAAUAACUCUGAAAAGGAACAUUUUGAAAUGGAUAUGAAAAGCAAUCAGAAUAUCAGAGCUGGCCCUAAGGAGCAGAAGAUCCCCUAUGUGCGACUGGAACGUCUGAAAAUAUGUACAUCAGAAGCGGGGGAGCUCCCAGUGUUUAAGCUCCAGCCACAGGACAGUGAGCAGGGGGGCAAUUUCCUCCUGAUAAUUGAAUGUGGGACCCAGUCUUCAAGUAUGUCUAUAAAGAUAAAUAAAGAUAGUCCACCUGAAGGACUGAAAUCCAAAGAAGAGAACUCUGAGGACGGAAAAUUUCUCAUAUUCCAGGCUGCAGGACAGACACAAUCUCCUCCUGUAGACACUGCAUCUGUUGAUCAGAAGCUCAGCAAUGGCAUCUCCAACAUGAAAAAAUCUCCAGUUACUCAGGAAGUCAAUCCAAUUGAAAAUGAAGAUUUCUGUGCUGUGUGUCUUAAUGGAGGAGAACUGUUGUGCUGUGAUCACUGCCCCAAGGUCUUCCAUCUCUCCUGCCAUGUUCCAGCCCUGCUCAGCUUUCCAGUAGGAGAAUGGGUGUGCACACUUUGCCGUAAUCCAGUGAAGCCAGAGGUAGAAUACGACUGUGAAAACACACGCUACAGCCACAGCUAUAAUGCACAAUACGGCCUUGACGACUAUGACCAGAAGAAGUGUGAAAAGCUGCUGCUUUCCCUGUUCUGCAGUAGUAUGAGCCUCCCAUUCCAUGAACCUGUCAGCCCCCUGGCUCGGCAUUAUUAUCAGAUUAUCAAAAAGCCAAUGGAUUUGUCAAUCAUACGAAAAAAGCUGCAAAAAAAGGACAAGUCUCACUAUUCUGCACCUGAGGAACUUGUGACUGACGUGCGUCUCAUGUUUUGGAACUGUGCAAAGUUCAAUUAUCCAGAUUCAGAGGUUGCUGAGGCUGGACGAUGCCUAGAUGUAUUCUUUGAGGGCAAACUGAAGGAAAUUUAUCCAGAUAGGCAUUUUCCUUCAAUGCAACAAGAUGACUCCGAUUCUGAAGAAGUAGAAAGUCAGAAUGGCAAAAUGCCACCCCAAGAUUUUCAGUGGCCAUCAUAUGAACAGGAGUGCAUUCAGCCUAAAAGGAGACGGCGCCAUGCUGAAAGUGAAAAAAAUAAAAGAAAGAUGUUUCAGCCAGCUAACAGCCUUCCUCAGGUAUGACCUCCUCAAGAUAUGAGAUUUGCUAUGAGGAAUCCAGCAGCAUAACUGACAGAGUUAAGGUGUGUGGGAGGAAAGCAAAGCACUUGGGCUGUUUAUUUAAACUCUCCUAAUCUGCUGACCAUAUGCCUUAUUUCUAGAUCUUGUGGAUAGAUAACAGAUCCAAAGUGUUUGAAGCUGUCAAUAGUCAAUAUGUUAAAUCAUGUAUAUGUUUUGCAGUGUUUACACUGAAGUACUAAUGUUUUGGUGAUUAGGUAAUGAUGAUUAAUAAUAAAAGUAACAUGCUAAUACUAUCUAAUACUGCAGUACCAUUUUAUAAUCUGUUCAACAUGACAACUCUAUUUUAUAGAACACAGGUAACCAUGUAAUAAUCUUGCAAUCUCAGUGUGAAUGUUGGCCAUGCUUUGUGAUAAAUACAAUGUGUAGUCAUAAAAGCUGUAAUCCAGUUUACUUAUUCAAUGAUUUUCUGAGAGCUUGACUCCUCAAGGCCUAUGAGAUACAGUCUAACGUGAUUAUCUGAUUAGCUGUUUCUUUUGAAGCAGAGCAUUUUCAUUAAAUCAUGAAAAAACAAGUGCUAAUAAUGCUAAUUCUAGGGCUCUGUGUGAGCUCUUUCUCUUUGCAAGGAAUGAUUCUGCCAGUAUGUAAUUCAUGCUUGGUAAAGCAGCGUGGCACUUCUUGGGUCUCAAAGGUAGCUUUUUAAUACAACCCAAGCCAGUUGUUUUUCUUUAAAACAGAUAUUGGAAUUCAGUAAAUUAGCUAUAAAGCAAAUUACAUGGUUAUAGAAGUGCCUAUAAAAUAACGUCGUUUAUUCCUGUUUUUCUCUCUGCUUAUUUCUUGUAGUUGUGAUUACCAACAGUGCUAGAAGAUGAUAAUAAUGUGUAUAUGUAGAAGCUCAAACAGAAAGAAAGAAUGUCUAAGCUUUUUUUUUUUUUUUCAAAUUCACAAUGUAUUGGCAGAAUACCACCAAGGGCCAGAAGACCAAUUUUAGAGUUCACCUGAACAAAGGGUAGCAUGUAAUUGUAAAGCCUGAAAGGUGGGAUAGGUAAGAAGACAUGACACCUGAUCAGAGAGCAGUGGUUUGCAAGCUGCUUCCCACCUCUUCCAGAAGCAGAUGAGCCAGAAUUUUGCAUGACCAAUGCUUUCUUCAUGUGUGUGAGGGGCAUCUUCCUCCUUAGAGCUCUGCCCAGCAGUGUAAAGCUGGGCCGUGGUAUGGCUCUGGUAGAGAGGGGUUGCUGCGGAUCUCAAACAUGGUUAAAGUUCAUUUUAAUUAGGUUCCUGUAAAUAAAGAUGAUAUUUUCAGUAUAGUUUAUAUGGGCUAUUUGGUCUGGUAACCAUGUAUGUUAUUUUAGAUAACACUUUAAAGUAAAAGUUUAUCUAUGAAAUAAUAAGAUGUGAAUGUUAUAUUGCACUGUCUAUGUGACUUACUGUUUGCCAUUAACUUUGUAGCGAGCUAAUGUUUUCUUUUAUUUGAAGAAAUGAAAAUCUGGAUAUUACAAGCUGACUGGAAAACUGUGACAUGAAGGGACAGCCUUUACAUUUUCUAUAUGUGAAUUUCUAUGCAUUUGCUUUCUGUCAUACUCCUUUUGUCAAAACAGUAAGGUUCUUGGCAGAGGGAAAUGAGUGCAGGUUUGUAACUAAAUUAAUCACCGGUAACUGUGCUACAGGUAUCACCUUUUCUCAGUUGGUAAUUAAUUCCUCCACCAAAGACCUAUCUUUUACCAUUAAUAGCACAAAAAAUGAUAUGCUGUAUAGCCUUCAUCUAGGGGCAAAGGUAGAAAUGGGAGAGACUAUUGAUGACUUUCUCUUUUCCUGGAAGAGCAGAGUCAACAAGAGCCUGCUUCUAUUUCUUAAAGGCUGUAAGUUUGUUAACUGUACCAUUAGUUUUGGAGAACACCUGUUUUAAUAAAAUUUAUCCAGGAUAUAUUACACCUUUAUUAAAAAUAAAAGCGUACCCUUUGGAUGUGUGCUGGCAGGACUCUAUAGCUUGAGCCCUCUUAAGGCUAACUUUGCUUUUGAUUACUUCUCUGAGACAUAGCAACAGUUAAAAAAAACCAAAACUAAUAAAAUUCAUGUCAUGUUGAUAAACAGAACAAAACCUGAACUCAUACGUAUGCUGUCACAUACUUUCAAACACAAAUCUGUGGGUCAGCAACUUCACAAUACAUUGCAUAGUGUAAGAACAACAUUAUCCAUCUUGGAUGUUGCCUUAAAAUUGCUGGCUUGUGAUGUUCCUGCUGCUGAACACCAUACCACCAGGGCCCAUAAAUUCUUGGGGGUUUACUCUGUUGAAGUCCAACUGGACACUGGUAAUGGCACUGACAGGUAUGAAAGGAAGGGUCUCUCUUCUAAAAUCUAACAGUCCACGUGGCUCACAAGAGAAGUGAUGGUUAUGUAGUUACUUUUUCUUCUAUCACACAGCGUGUUUCACAAUGCAGAAGAUGUAGGAAUAGGAAAGGAAGCAAGGAGGAACCCCUGAAGUUUUCCUCUGGAAGUAAGUAUAGCAGAAACCUCAGCGAAUACACUAGGUUCCUGCAAAUGCAACCAAGGGCAGGAUUUUUCCUUUUGUUUUUAGUAAUGGGUUACAUGUAGAAUGGGAAAAUCCUCUUUGUGCUUAAGCAGUUGGAAAAGAGAUUAAUUACACUUCAGUAAUAGGUCUGUUGAAGAAGAAAUGACAGCCACAAAUUUGACUUUCAUUCCCCUACAGCCUAUUUCAAAGAUGUACUACUUCCAGUAUCAUCACAGCAGAAUGGUGUUGCAGUUAAUACAAGCAGGUGUUUAGCAAUUCAGAUUUAUCAAAUGACUGCAUGUUCAUAUGUGUAAUGUGCUUUGCUGAACAAUAAAAUAUGUGAAAAGUAUUUUUGAACAUCAAUCUGAAAUUUUUGCUCUUGAGUACAUCUGCUUUCAAUUAAUAUAUGGAUUAUAUAACAUCAUUUAAUACUUAUUAGCUAUUAAGUUGUUGAUAACUACUGAUGGCAAAGCAGAAUGGUUACAAAAGCAGCUAUGCAAACACAGGAGAUCAGCUUUCUAUUUGUGCUGGAAUUUUCAAUACCAAGAUGAUAUUUUGCCUUUUUGUUUUUCAGUUAGUGUAAGUUAGUGAGAACCAAACAUGCCAUGAUAAAGUAACAAAAAUGUUUGCAGUUUAACUGUAUGUAUACAUUAAAGUGCCAAGAAACAUACCACUUACUAGUGAGGUGAAAAAACUAUUGUAGUGUACUCAGAAGGAAUCAGAAGAGGUAUUCUAAAAUUGAAAGUGCUAGAAAAUGAAGAAUUAUGGAAUAAUUUGCAAAAAAUAGAACAAGAAUACUCUACUGGCAAAAAGUCAAGCGGACACUGCAAGUGUUUUUCUGUCGUUAUUGGUUCCUCUCGGUUUGGUUUAUGGGAGGAUAAAACUAUCAGCAGUAACCUUCUGACCUGGAGGCCUACUGGCUUGAGGGGGAAAGAAUCUGACUUUCGGGGUUACAGCUGUGCUGCUCUUCAGACAUAAUUAAGGGAGAAUUUGUAGGUAGAGGUAACUUUUUAAUUGUUUAAUUUAAUUAAUUAAUUUAAUUUCCUCUUUAUAGAGGAAAAUGUAGAAAAACUUCUGGGCAUGAAAUGCCUUCAAGUGUGAAAUACAGGCAAUAGACUUAAAAGAUAAAUACUAGCUGAGUUUCUCUGACGUUAGUUAGAUAUGAACAAGAUAAUCUGAGGGAAAAUAAAGACAAGCAGCAGUCGUGGGCUAAGGAGGAUGCACAUCUUUUGAAGCUGUCUUUGUAGAUCAGGAGCAAGAAGAGACACAUGGAGUGACUGUUUUUUGAGAAAUGUUAACCCACUGUCUGUUUUUAUCCUUUAGUAAAUGUUUAUGAAAGUCCAUUUUAUUGUGCAGUUAAUGUGUGUUUUCAUGAGAGCAUUUUGUAGAUUAGUAGCAUUUAAUCUACUAAAUAGACUUCCAUAGAAGUUUAUAUUAGGGUAUGCAACAGUAGGAACACGGUAUUUGGAUGGCUUUGUUGUGACAAGUGUUUACUGUGACGGGAAUACUUACUGUGGAGAUGAGAAAUUGCAACGUUCAAAUCUGUGGCCAAAUUUCUAGCUCCGCUUGCUCCAUUUUCUUUCCAAGUGUCUGAAAAGAGGUUCUUGAAAGAUACUUUUCAGAUAAGUUCUUCCUGCAUAGGAUGUAAUUUGUAACAGAUUCCCUGUAAACUCUAUCUCACAGUAUAUUUUUGCUGUAGAAAAGUCAUUUUUAGGUUAAGGAGAUAAGACAUGCAAGUGUUUUUCCCAGAACAAAUAGGGUAGUGUCUGAAGGUCAGGGAGUAUUUUGCUGCUUUUGGAGAGUGUUUGAGAUGGUUACCAGUUUAAUGGAAGUAGCAACAUGAUUUAUGGUUGUGCUGUGGAUGUUAGUUUAUAAGUUACUAUUCUUGAUUUUGAUUGUAGCGCCUAGGACAAUUAUGUCAGUACGGAAGUGUUCCAGAGGCAGUCUGAUACUGAGGCAAUGCUUAUUAAAUUUGUUGUGAAAGUCAGUGAGGGGAUCCAGGUUUCCCGUACAGAUGACAGAGAUGUCAGUUACUUUAGGCAUAAUAUAGAUGGUAUGUUCCUAGAUGGUCUGUGCUGAGAUGAUAUAUCUGGCCUUUUUUCCAACAUUUCUCCCUUACCCGAUGCAUGUGAUUGCUUGCCACACUAGAAUGAUUUUUUGACAAUGUUUCUCAUUAACAGUCAUGAGUUCACUUUAGAUGGGGGGAAAAGAAUGUAUUUUUAUACACUGACAUUUGGGCAGGAAAAGAAACAUACUUAAAUACUUUUCCUUUUCUGAUGAAUUUAGUAAAAGCAGGAACAGUUCUUACAUCUCUCAUAAAUUCCGUACUUGCUCAAUAUUCCAUGAUGAUCCUCCUCUAGGAAAAUGUGUUGGUGCUAUUUCAUUUUACAGUAGACUUCCUCGAGUUUCUUGAUGUCAUGCAGGUAUGGGACAAACAGAGAAGUCAUGAGAUGCCUUAUGGGAAAUUUACAGUUAAAACAUUGUAAAGUAUUCAGAUUGGAGCGAAUGUUUGGGUUGUACCUCUGAAAUGGUAAGAUUUGCUCCUGUGGAUAGAUGUUAUAGACUUAGCUGGUUGCCAAGUCUUGUGCUGACUGCCUACACUGGGCUGAACUUCUCUCCUGGCUGAAUGAACAAACACAGCACCCUAAUAGUGUUUCAAAUGUUGAAUUAAUCUGGUUUUAUAUGGGGCUCAGCAAAUGUCAGCAUAGAGUGAUCAUGAAAAACCAGUAGAACCGUGCUAUCUUCAGGCACUGAAAGUAAAACAGAUAAAAUUGGGUUUUAGUAGGAAAGUUAGGGUAUUGGAGAUGGGAUAUUUUAUGUAGUCGUUUCUGGAUCGUAUGGUAAUUUAUAAGUCUGUAUUCAUUUAAUAAAUAA
Phalacrocorax carbo (great cormorant) is the source of this 14094-nucleotide messenger RNA. Lineage: Eukaryota; Metazoa; Chordata; Aves; Suliformes; Phalacrocoracidae. The record is from RefSeq and is a predicted model, not a curated record.